GUCUUUUGUGCAGAUCUGCCCUGAUCAGCUGUAUAAACAACGCGCUAUAACAUUAUUUGUGUGACUAAUCUCAUAUAUCUGUGGCAUGGAAGCUCAAAAUGAGGCUCGAAGCAAGGUGUUUAAUGAUCCCAUCCACGGGCAUGUGGAGUUGGACCCACUUCUCAUCAAAAUCAUUGACACCCCUCAGUUCCAGAGACUUCGAAACAUCAAGCAGCUUGGAGGGGGCUACUUUGUUUACCCAGGAGCAUCCCACAACCGCUUUGAACACUCCAUUGGAGUCGGGUACUUAGCAGGACAGCUUGUAGAAGCUCUGCAGACAAGGCAGCCGGAACUUAAUAUCGAUGAAAGAGACAUCCUUUGCGUGAAGAUAGCUGGUCUUUGCCAUGACCUGGGACAUGGGCCCUUUUCCCAUCUGUUUGAUCAAGCAUUCAUCCCCAAAGCACGUCCAGGAGUGGAGUGGAAGCAUGAGAUGGCCUCCUUAGACAUGUUUGACCACCUGCUGGAGCAGAACAGCUUGGUGCUGCCGCCUGAGGAUGUGAGGUUCAUCAAGGAGAUGAUUGUACCUCAGGACACUGAGGACAGUGAAGGCCGGAAUCUACCGUGGAGAUAUGAAGGUCGGACAGAGGACAAGUCCUUCCUUUAUGAAAUUGUGGCCAACAAAAGAAAUGGUGUUGAUGUGGACAAGUUUGACUACUUUGCAAGGGACUGCCACCACCUGGGAAUCCAGAACAACUUUGACCAUCGCCGCUUUCUACAGUUUGCCAGGGUGUGUGAGGUGGACGGGCGGAGGCACAUCUGCACUAGAGACAAGGAGGAGGACAAUAUGUAUGAAAUGUUCCACACAAGGAUGAGUCUCCACAAAAGCGCGUACCAGCACAAAGUGAACAAGAUCAUAGAGACAAUGAUCACAGAGGCCUUUUUAAAGGCAGACGAGCACAUCCAGAUUGCAGGCUCAGGAGGGAAGAUGUUAACUCUCUCUACAGCCAUAGAUGACAUGGAGGCCUACACCAAGCUGACAGAUCAUGUGUUUGAACAAAUACUCAACUCUUCCUCCCCCCAGCUGGAUGAGGCGAGGCAGAUUCUACGCAAGAUUGUCACUCGAGACCUCUACAAGUUUCUGGGAGAAACUGAGAAUCCCGCCCAGGAGAUGAUUCCCCUUUGGAAGGAGGAAUUGGCUCAAGAGCUCCUUCAGAGUAGAGAAGGUCUGACACCAGAGGACUUUGAAGUCCAGAAAGUUACAAUAGACUAUGGAAAGAGAGAUAGGAACCCCGUGGAGUACAUAUAUUUCUACAGCAAGUAUGACCCUACCGAGGCAUUCAAGAUGAAGGUGUCUGAGUUUCGCCGAAAGUACUUUUCUGAGCAAACAUUCAGGUUUUACUGUAAGAAGACCGACGACAACACUCUGAAGGCUGACAAGGAGCAUUUUGACCAGUGGUGCCGAAGAAAAGGGUUUUCCAAAGCAUCAGGCAGGAUGGAACCACAGUAAUAAUUCAUCUAAAGUUUUGGAAGCUGGAGAUCAAAACUGAAAAAAAGAGAGCAAACACUUCUUGCUUCAUUAUGAUUGAAAAUUAUUGAAAUGUUCUAUAAAAGGUCUGUUCUACUCUAAAGUACUUGACACAAUUUUACUCCAAAACACAUAUAAAUUAUAAAUUACUUAUACUUUAUUAAAUAAGGAUGCAUUGUUACAUAUUCAGGCCUUGUACUCAGUUUUUAGAGCCCUUUUCAAUAUCUUUUUUUUUGUUUGAUCAUUUUAAAUCAGCUUUAUUUUAGACUCCUUUGUGUUGUGUAAGUUACAUUACAGUUUAAUACCAUGUUUGUACCAAAAGCAUACCAUUAUUUACUUCUGUUGUGAAAAAUCAAUCAUGGUUACUUAAAAUAUCAAUUUCUGAAACUGAAUAUGUAUACAGCAUGUUUCAGAGUCACAUUUAUGCUUUUUGUUGUGUUCUAUUCCUUAUGACCAGGGCAAGAUGUAAAGCACUACCAGGAUGUGUAAUGAAGUCUGAUCUCAUUUGAAGUGAACUUUUAAUAUGUGGUUAAGGGAUUUUAAAUAUUUAGUGGUGGUAAGUGUUUAUGUUAAUCAAGUGAAUUCAUGUGGACAGAUAUUAUUUUGACUUUGAGUGAUGUUUGAUUAGAGGUUGUUUUGGUGCUGGUUGUCCUUCCAACUUGGUUGUUUUCUUGAAUCUUUUCUCACAUGAAGGAUUUAUUCAUUAUUCACUGUUUUUAAAUAUAAUUUUUAAAUGUCCAUUUUAUUGGUGGCAGCUUUUGUUUUAUUUGGUUUGUUCGUCUUAUUUUGAACAAUUCUACCUUUUGAAAACUGGCUCUUUGGAAAAACUUUGAAUUUAUCUGUAUGAAAUAAUAAUUUACUAAUAUAAUAACUUUCAUUAUUUCUCACUGUACUUAUACUAUAUAGCUCAACUUGCCUGUUGCUUGAUGUAGCCAUCUCCAUGUGGUUAAGACACCUUUUGUGUAUUGUUGUGUUUUGCUGCCUGUGUGAAAAUUAAUUGUGUUCUUAUAUGUAAUGGGGCUAUAAAGGGAAACCUAGCAAAGGUUAUUAGAACCUCUCAACUUUAUUCCUAUUAAGACAAGUUGAUAAAAGAUUGUGCCUCCUGUAUUUGAAAUAAAGCUCUUUUUCUCUUU
This is a messenger RNA of Micropterus salmoides (largemouth bass), 2637 nucleotides long. Its product is annotated as deoxynucleoside triphosphate triphosphohydrolase SAMHD1-like. The record is from RefSeq and is a predicted model, not a curated record. The transcript is spliced from 14 exons. Gene Ontology annotation, cellular component: nucleus. Gene Ontology annotation, biological process: defense response to virus; dGTP catabolic process; regulation of innate immune response. Gene Ontology annotation, molecular function: dGTPase activity. NCBI's taxonomy places the organism in Eukaryota, Metazoa, Chordata, Actinopteri, Centrarchiformes, Centrarchidae. The coding region runs from base 86 to 1486 and encodes 466 amino acids.